AUGCUCUUUGGAGAGAUUCCUCAUCAGCUAAAGCAACUUGGAUUUCUCAAACGCUUCAACGUAUCUCAUAACAAUCUUAAAGGGCCAAUACCUCAAGGGAACCAAUUUAAUACAUUUGACAGCAGUUCUUUUAAGGGAAACCUAGGAUUGUGUGGUGAUCCAUUGUUUAAGAAAUGUGGCGGUUUAGAGUCAUCAUCACUGCCUCCUUCAGUUUUUGAAGAAAAUGAUGAAUCAAAGUCUUUAUUUGAAUUUGAUUGGAAGUUUGUAUUGAUGGGAUUCAUGAGUGGGUUAGUUGUUGGAGUAGUUCUUGGUGACAUUGUGAUCAUAAGGAGGCAUGGAUGGCUUGUUAAGAUGGGAUGCAAAAGGAGAAGGUGA
Molecule: messenger RNA, 375 nt
Organism: Ziziphus jujuba (common jujube)
Lineage: Eukaryota; Viridiplantae; Streptophyta; Magnoliopsida; Rosales; Rhamnaceae
Product: putative receptor like protein 25
Exons: 1
Coding region: 1-375 (124 amino acids)
Source: RefSeq, a predicted model, not a curated record